ACCACGAGGCUGCCGUGAAUGAAAACCGCCAUCUUCUCUCGCCGAGGAGGAGAAGCGCAGCAGAUAUGGCUGACUACAGUAACGUGGCUCCCCCGUCCUCUAAUGCUGGCGGCGGCAUGAACGACGCGUUCAAAGACGCUCUCCAGCGGGCGCGACAGAUCGCAGCCAAAAUUGGAGGUGAUGGCGUUGCGGCACCUACAACAAACGAGUUUGGUUACGGAGGCCAGAAAAGGCCCCUGGAAGAUGCUGGUGGGUAUUUUCCCAUGCCUAACCUCAAUAUAGACCAACCAGAGACAAAGAAAGUGGCUCCUAGUGACCCAUUUUCCUCAGCCAUGGGAGGAAUGGGUGGUCCCCCAAGAUCCACAUCAGAGGAAUUCAAGGUUCCUGAUGGAAUGGUUGGAUUUAUUAUUGGAAGAGGAGGUGAGCAGAUAUCCCGUAUGCAACAGGAGUCAGGAUGUAAAAUACAGAUUGCCCCAGACAGUGGAGGAAUGCCAGAGAGGUCGGUGACAUUAACAGGAACACCAGACUCCAUCCAGACCGCAAAGAGGCUGCUAACAGAGAUUGUUGAGAAAGGACGGCCAACCCCAGCAUUCCACCACAACGAUGGCCCAGGCAUGUCCGUCCAGGAGAUUAUGGUCCCUGCCUCGAAAGCCGGACUUGUCAUUGGCAAAGGAGGAGAAACCAUCAAAAGCCUUCAGGAACGAGCCGGAGUGAAGAUGGUCAUGAUCCAAGAAGGUCCACAAAACACAGGCGCAGACAAACCUCUCCGUAUUUCAGGAGAACCCUUCAAAGUUCAGCAAGCCAAAGAGAUGGUGAUGGAGCUGAUCAGAGACCAGGGCUUUAGGGAGCAGAGGGGCGAGUACGGCUCCAGGAUGGGAGGCGACAGUUUAGAUGUUCCUGUUCCCAGGUUUGCGGUUGGAAUUGUGAUUGGGAGGAACGGUGAAAUGAUCAAGAAAAUUCAGAGUGACACUGGAGUUCGGAUCCAGUUCAAGCAGGAUGACGGCACCACCCCAGAGAGGAUAGCCCAGAUCAUGGGUCCUCCUGACCAGGCUCAGCACGCAGCAGAGAUCAUCUCUGACCUGCUGAGGAGCGUGCAGGCUGGUGGCCCUCCAGGACACGGGGGUGGCCGGGGCCGAGGCCGUGGGCAGGGCAACUGGAACAUGGGCCCACCUGGUGGCCUGCAGGAGUUCACCUUCACUGUUCCAACCAUGAAGACCGGCCUCAUCAUUGGAAAAGGUGGUGAGACGAUCAAAGGCAUCAGCCAGCAGUCGGGGGCCAGGAUCGAACUGCAGAGGAACCCUCCGCCCAACGCUGACCCCAACAUCAAGAUGUUCACUGUUCGCGGCUCCCCUCAACAGAUAGACUACGCCAGGCAGCUAGUGGAGGAGAAAAUAGGGGGACCAGUCACUCCAAUGGGUGGCCCACAUGGCCCCCCUGGUCCCCAUGGAGGUCCUGGCCCACAUGGCCCUCCUGGACCUCCCGGGCCUCCCGGUGCUCCCAUGGGCCCGUACAACCCUGGACCGUACAACCAGGGACCUCCGGGACCACAUGGUCCACCUGCACCUUAUCAGCCUCAGGGAUGGGGUAACGGCUUCCCACAUUGGCAGCAAGGCCAGCCUGAUCCCAUGGGUGCAGACAAAGCGGCAGCUGAUGCCAAUGCGGCGGCUUGGGCAGCCUACUAUUCUCAGUACAGCCAACAGCCACAGGCUCCCAUGACUCCGACCACCGGAGCCCCAGGCACGACUCAGACCAACGGUCAAGGUGACCCGCAGGCGCCAGGUCAGACUGGACAGGCAGAUUACACCAAGGCCUGGGAGGAAUAUUACAAGAAAAUGGGUCAACAAAGCCAGCAGCCUCAGGAUUACACAAAAGCUUGGGAGGAGUAUUACAAGAAACAAGGUCAAGCGGCCCCUCAGGCCACGGCGGCCGCAGCGGCCUCCCAGCCUGGAGGCCAGCCGGACUACAGCGCUGCCUGGGCAGAGUACUACCGCCAGCAGGCCGCCUACUACGGCACGGCCAGCCCUCAGACGAUGGGCGCCGCGCCACAAGCCCCUCAGGGCCAGUAAUGUGAAGUGGACAUAAAGUAAAUGCUACAUUGUCGAAACAAAAUCCUUUGUUAAAUGUUUGGAUGCAGACGCCUUGAUGAAGAUCUUAAAUUUCCUUGGUUUGAAAGUGUUUCACAUAGAUGGCAGAUUACCCGGCGAACACGUCCUCUUUCAUUUUUCUUUUUUGUUUUUGUUCUUCUUGUAAAUGCUUUGUUUUUAGUGAGGUAAUUAUACAUAUUGGUCAUUCCAGCCUUGUAUUUACAUAAAAUGUGGUUAGAACUCAUGUUUAUUAAACUGUAGUCAUUACCAUGUAAAUCAUCUCAGUUUUAAAAAUGCUAUUGCCUGUUGUGUUUUGCAAUAAAACAAAAUGAAACCUCCUGUGUUGGUAAGUUGGGGUGGUUUUGGAAAAAAAAAUGGUUGAAAUGUUGUAUGUUUUUAUUUUACCAUGGACUUUUUGGAAAGACUUCAAAUGCAGGCCUUCUCUGGUUUUGUUUGUUCAAAAUGGCUGACUCAAAGUUGCAAUGUCCUGUCUGUCUCUCUCCAACUGUCUACAAAGCUCUUAGAUACAUUAUUUUGCGUGCAAUGAUCUUGAAUGGUUCAGACCAAUGCAUUUCCUGAUAGACAUUUUUUUUAUACCUCCAUUGCUCUGACUCCAGCAGUAGACAGAUGUUUGUCAUAAGAAAGCGUAGAGGUGGCUCAUGUUUGUAACUCAUGCAUUAACUGCGUUGCUAUGGCAUUCUCUUCAAUCUUGCCUGGUUUGCUGAUCUUGUUGAGGUAGUAUGCACUGUGUUUUGCCUUGAUAGACACUUCCUCCCCCACAGGCAAGUUUAGAAAAGCGGUAAGCAAGUAUUUUUUUUUUUUUUUUUUUUUUUUUAAACAUGUUCCUCAGAAAACAUGGUUGCAAGUAAUGUUGCAUAUUUUUAGUGUUUUUGUGCUGUUCUUUUGCAGGACAGUAAGGUAAAUUGUCACUGUAUCGAAUUCAUUGCAUUGAAAAGUUUGUUCUCUCCCCCAUUUUCAACUGUCUGACAGUGAAUCCACAUGUAUGAAUUUGUUGGACUUUUUUUAUAUAUAUAUAUAAAAACACAUUUUGACAACAUAAAAAGAAUUACACAAGUCGUGUUUUGCUGUGCCCAUUCUGUUAGUGUUUGCCCAGUAUAAGAACAUAGGUUGGUAGAGGGUCGGGGGUUGGCUAAGCAGUCCUUCAUCCAUGACUUGAGCCCUCCUAUACUGUAAGUACACUACUGUGACUUUUAAGAGCCAAACACUUUUCGAUGUUUGACAAGUUGCAAAAAUAUGUAGUAUCUGUGAAAUAUUGCAAUUUUCCCCUCUUAAGUUUUGGGUAAGUAUAAAAUGUUUUUUAGAGGAGAGGCAUAGUGCUUUGGACUUGAUGUUGAAAUUUUUUUUUUUUUUGUGCCACAUGUUUUUGAGACUUUGCAUUUCCCCUUGUUUGACUCCACUGACUGCAUAACAUCCAGUCUCUGAAUACAUAAAGGAUGUUGAUAAAGUUUGCAUUUUAGAUGUAGAUUAUCCUUGUAGGUAGCAAUUCAGUGCCAGUUGGACUGUUUUGUUUUUGUGAACUCUGAACUGAGGAUCACUAAUAUGUAAGAUUUCUCUCUAACAUUCUUGGUAGGAACUUUUUAAGGCUGUACAUGUGGUUUCGGCGUUGUGAACAUCUGACCUGCCAAGUGCCAUUGUGUAGUUGAGAUUAUCAUGUUUUUCAAAUGCCAUUUGUUACAAGAUGAAUUCAAGUUGCCCAGAAAAGUCUUGUUGCAUUUAUUACUGUGGUUCCAGCACCAUUUAAUGUAGCAUGUAUAGGUCUCUGCUGUUUCAUUUUCUAAUGUCGUAUGAGCAUGUUGGAAUGCCAGUAGUGGAAGUGCUUCUGACUAGCGCAGCCAUGUAGAUUUUCCUGACAUAUUGUCUGAAUGAGCACUGUCCUGAAAGGCUGUUAAUUUUUAAGUCAAACAUUUGACUGCAUUGUUCACUGAUGGCAAACAGUGCAAUAUCUGAUCUUUGCAGUGUCAUCCCAGACCUUGCACCUUAGGUUCUGCUGCAAUAACACAGGUAAGCGAAACCUAAGGAAACCAGUGUUUUUGACCAGUGACAUUACCAAUAUACAUGCGAAAAAUGCUUACCUGUGUCGUUACAUGCCUAAAUGCAUUUGUGCUUAGUCGUAAGCAAUGUCCAGGAUAUUGAAUAUCAGCAGCCCUUGUUUAGAUGAUUUGCCCUCAUGAAUGAAUUGCAUGGUAUGAGCUAUAUGACUUGAUAUAACAAGUUUGACUCUUACUAUUGUCUGAUGUCACACAACUUGAACAAAAGUAAUACAUUUGUUGCCUAGGCUCAUUAAGGAAAUAUUGUCAUUGUAGUAUGUGUUUAGUAUUUCCGGUUAUAAGCCUUAUUUUUGCAUUCCGGUAAGUCUGGCAGUGAGUUUACAUCAAUGAUGCUCUAGAGAACUUGACUUUGUCCUGUGACUUGGGUAAAAAAUAAAUAAAUAAAUAAAUCAAACUGCAUGCAAUGCAAACGUGUUGCCAGAGGUUAGGAAUAUGCUCAACAACCAGGUCCCAACAGUCAAAUACAUGAUUUUUUUUUCUGUGGUGGUGUGAAAUCUUCCCCAAAGUGCAGUGCAAAUCUACUAUUGAAACACUGCUGCCUUCACUUCUCGCUCACAGUGUUGGAGGAUGCUGCAAGCUUAGGUCGUAGAAUCAGGCCCUGUGGUAGUUUGUCCCAAAAGGAGGAAUCCUUUGAGUCAAUCCCACUGCUGAACGUAGACCAUUCGAGAGCUCCAGUGAUAAGGUAAAAAAGCAAUGCAAUGACAUGCAAAUUCUGUGACUGCAAAGUGUUGGUCAGAUACAUGUUUUCAGCUCGGAUUGACUGUCUUUUUCUAACCAUGCCAUAGUGUAUUUUAGAGUUGCUUGAUGGUUGUCUCAUUUUUUCUUGAUUCGUUUGAAUGCCUUCACCAAUAACUGUCAUGAAAUGCUUUAGAAAGUUGGAUGAGGACCAGGAACUGAUGUACUUUGUGGAUGUCAGUGGCAGACUUAUUUUUUUUUGUUUUUGGCAGUAAAAUUGGGGUAGUGAUAUUUAAUUGAACCUCACAUUUCUGUAGUGAAAGGCCGCGUUAUGUAUGAAGCUGUUGACUAUGCGUACGAGAUGCUCUCUUCCUCUGAGCUAAGUGUUUCAACACAGAGUUCGUGGGGGUAUAGAAGACAAAACAGGAGUGAGAAAUAAGGAGCAUGCCUUAGAGGUAAACUAAAGGUUUCAUGUGCUGUGUAUAUUAUAGAAUGUAUUGUUUUUGGAAUCACUGUUGACUUUUGCAAUGUUGCCAUGUCCAUUAAUAAAGUUGUAAAACUUCAAA
Myripristis murdjan (pinecone soldierfish) is the source of this 5394-nucleotide messenger RNA. It is a transcript of the gene fubp1, whose product is annotated as far upstream element (FUSE) binding protein 1. Gene Ontology annotation, molecular function: RNA binding. The record is from RefSeq and is a predicted model, not a curated record. Gene Ontology annotation, biological process: regulation of DNA-templated transcription. The coding region runs from base 66 to 2066 and encodes 666 amino acids. Lineage: Eukaryota; Metazoa; Chordata; Actinopteri; Holocentriformes; Holocentridae. The transcript has 20 exons.